Manis pentadactyla (Chinese pangolin) is the source of this 2687-nucleotide messenger RNA. RefSeq names its product zinc finger CCHC-type containing 7 (gene ZCCHC7). NCBI's taxonomy places the organism in Eukaryota, Metazoa, Chordata, Mammalia, Pholidota, Manidae. Gene Ontology annotation, molecular function: zinc ion binding; nucleic acid binding. The record is from RefSeq and is a predicted model, not a curated record. Bases 165 to 1805 code for a protein of 546 amino acids. The transcript is spliced from 9 exons.
GGGAGCUGUGUUUUCCCCGGAAGUGCCUUCCCCCCUCCCUGGUCCGCGUGGAGGCGCUUUCCUUACCUCAUUUGUCCUCGCCCCUCCCCGUCCCUUUACGCGUUUUGGUUCCUGGUUGGUGCUUCCUGGUCACAGCCGCGGCACAUCAAAGUUACUGACUUUCCAUGAUGUUUGGUGGUUAUGAGACUAUAGAAGCAUAUGAAGAUGACCUUUAUCGUGAAGAGUCUUCUAGUGAACUGAGUGUUGAUAGUGAAGUGGAAUUUCAGCUCUACAGCCAAGUUCAUUAUGCCCAACAUCUUGAUAAUGUCGUCAGGGAGGAAGAACAUGAAGAGAACAAGUCUGAGAAUUCUGAAUUAUCCAGUAGUAAUCUAAACCAGAAAAACUUAAUUAUUCUUUCAGAUAGUGAAGUCAUCCAGUUAUCAGAUGGGUCAGAAGUCAUCACUUUGUCUGAUGAAGAUAGUAUUUACAGAUGUAAAAGAAAGAAUUUUAAAGUCCAAGCAAAAGAGAAGAUUCGAGGUCCUCUUGCUUCUUUUCAUUCUGAAGAGUUGGCUGAUAAAUGUAAGAGGGAUACUGAGAAGCCUAAACCCAAAGAGAUACCGGGUCCCAUCCAAGAGGUCAUGAUUAUAGAGGUCAGUUCAAGUGAAGAGGAAGACAGCACCAUUUCAGAAAGUGAUAAUGUGGAAAGCUGGAUGCUGCUGGGAUGUGAAGUUGAUGAUAGAGAUGAUGAUAUCCUUCUCAAUCUUGUGGGAUGUGAAAACUCUGUUAACGAAGGAGAAGAUGGUGUAAACUGGUUCAUCAGUGACAAAGAUAUUGAGGCCCAGAUAGGUAAUAAUAGAUCAUCUGGAAGAUGGACCCACCGAUACUAUUCAGCCAACAAGAAUGUUACCUGUAGAAACUGUGACAAAUGUGGUCAUUUAUCCAAAAACUGCCCCUUUCCACAAAAAGUCCGCGCCUGCUGCCUUUGCUCCGAGAGAGGACACCUCCAGUAUGCCUGUCCAGCCCGCUUUUGCUUAGACUGUUCUUUGCCUAUGUCUUCCACUCACAGAUGUCUUGAAAGGUCUUCCUGGAGAAAACGAUGUGACCGAUGUGAUAUGAUGGGCCACUAUGCUGAUGCUUGCCCAGAAAUCUGGAGGCAGUAUCACCUAACGACCAAACCUGGACCACCCAAAAAGCCAAAGACCCCCUCUGGACAGUCAGUCUUGGUUUAUUGCUACAACUGCGGGCAAGAGGGCCAUUAUGGACACGAAUGUACAGAAAGACGAAUGUUUAACCAGACCUUUCCAACAUCUCCAUUCAUCUACUACUAUGAUGACAAGCAUGAAAUUCAGGAGAGAGAACAGAGAAUAAAACGAAAAGUAAAAGAACUCCAGAAAAAUGGUGAUUUUCCAAGGCAGUUCAAGAGACCUCAUGUGGAAGCAUCAUAUAAGAGGCCCCACCAUGGUAUGAGGAAGAGCCAAGCCUCCUGGAGAAACAGCAGGUGGCCUCAAGAAAAGAAAGAAACCCAAAAGGAAACAAUGAGCAGGAGCAAUAAAGAGCGUGAGAAGCACAGGAAGGCUAACAAGUGUCAUGAAGUGGACGAAGACUUCCCCAGGGGCCCCCAGACCCACUCUUCUUCUGGCACUUUCAAAGCCCAGCGGCCUCACAGGCCCUUCCACCAUUCAUCACAUUACCACAGGCCAGGAGAAGACAAACCAGCCAAAGAGGGCAGGUGGGGCAAGCAUAAGAAAAAGGGGAGCUAUGUGGAGGACGACAGCAAUGAUAACUUAUUUCUUAUUAAGCAGAGGAAAAAAAAGUCUAAGCAGUGAAACAGCCUCUGAUUCCACUUUCAGUGUUUGUCUGGUCUCCAUGUCUACAACCUUCUGGCAAUGUUUUUAUUAUCUAUGAUUAAAUAAAGAAGUUUUUGUUUUUGUUUUUUAUCUCAGCCAUAUCUAGAUCUUCAAAAUCCAUGGAGAUCUCAGUUCUCUGUGUCUAAGAGGUUAUUAGGUUAAAAAAAAAGAAAGAUAAACUUGGACUUCUCCUUUUCCAGUGCAUCAUUUUUACUUAGAAUCCUAGGGAUAGGAAGAGUUCAUCUUUUUCAAGAAACUUUUUAUAAAAAUACUUUGAAAAAAUAAAAGCACACAAACAUAAUUCACCUGCAACGUAAGGAAGAAAGUUAAAUCCUUGCAGAAAGAUAAAUUAAUGCUAAUAUGAAAAAUUCAUUAAUCUUUUUCAAAAUUACUUUCUUUUAACAUUGAAAAGCAUAGUUAUCAAUCUAAAUCCAGCUUUCUUGCUCCUGAAGCUGGUGUCAGAUUCUUCCUUUGAUCAAAGCAUCACAGGCUAAAAAAUGAAGGUGUCAUCAUCGAACCCUGAAAGAGGGCAGAGAAUUGGACUGUAGCAAAAUACAAAUAAGGAACCCAUCCUGUGUAAAAGCCACGAGGCAGAUUUUCAGAAACAAGUGGAAAAGAGUCAUCAAAAAUUAUAACAUAAUCACAAUGAAAUAGUUCUUAUCAUUUUUACAGCCACACUUCAAGAAGACUAUCAGAAAUACAGAGAUGAAUAUUGCCCAAUUUAAAAAAUUGUUUGUUUCCACAGGUUUUUUAACUACCACAAGGCUAUACAGAAAUUUUUGUACUUGUGAACCUUUUGUACUUAAUCAAAGCCUAAUGUUAGAAUAAGAAAAAUAAAAUAUCUGAAAUAGAGUAAAUAAA